CGACAUUACAGCUAUGAAAAAUACUUCAAUCACGCUGCAAACGCCGCGGCAGCAGCUCAGAGGAAAUACGGUGAUCCCAUUUACACCUUCUUCUAUGCAUAUGCUAUUCUAAUGCAAGAUCAAAUUCAUGAUGCUAUGAUAAAACUGGACACAAUCCGAGACAGUGGGGAUGUGUCUCUCUGUUCUCUCAUGGCUCUUGUCUAUGCUGAGAAAAAGAAGACUAACCCAGACCGAGAAGUCAUUCAAGAACUGGACACCAAAGUGAAAGAAGAUCGUAAAAGUGCCUCCCCUAAAAGCCUGUAUUAUGCUGGCAUGUUCUUAUGGCUGUUGGGCCGAAACGACAAAGCGCGGGAGUAUGUUGAGAGGAUGAUCAAGAUUUCUAAUGGAUCCAAAGAGGGGGUAAUCCUAAAAGGGUGGAUCGAACUGACGUCUGGAAGAGAUGCAUAUGCUAGAAAGGCUGGGAAGUAUUUUGAUGAGGGACUGAAGGAGAAGCCAGAUAUUUUUGGGUUAAUGGGAAAAGCACAGUACUACGAAUACCGCCAGAACUACUCCGGAGCAUUAGAGAUGGUCAACCAAGUUAUUGUCAGCUAUCCAGCGUUCCUACCUGCACUAACCAAGAAGAUGAAACUACUGCUAAGCCUACAGGACUGGGAGCAGACUGUUGAUGCAGCACACCGGCUUUUACAGCGGGAUAAAAAUAACCCAGAGGCGCUACGGAUGCUGGCCUUACAUUCUCUGUGCAGGGAUGGGGAUAUUUCUGAGUCUUUGAAGCUUCUGUCCAACCUCACCACCAGUCUGGAUAUUCUGGAGCCACGGAACUCUGAGCUCUUCUACAGGAUGUCGCUCGCCUUUGCGCGGCUUUGUGGGCGUAAUGAAAAGGUGCUGGAGCACACGUUUAGGAUGGUGGAGAAGGCCUUCUCUGUGGGCUCGGGAGAUGCAGACUUUGCCACAGAGAUGGGAUACCAAAUGUUACUCCAGGGAAAGACCAAGGAGGCCAGCAAGUGGUACAAGAACGCCAUGAGUCUGGAUGAGACCAGUGUGGCCGCUCUGACAGGUCUAAUCCAUUGCCAGCUUGUUGAGGGACACCUUCAGGAUGCAGAGCAGCAGUUGGAAUUUCUGACUGAGAUUCAACAGUCCAUCGGGAAAACAGGGGAGCUGUUGUACCUGCGCGCUGUGCUAGCAGUGAAGAAACGGCGCCCCCCAGAGGAAGUGCUGUCUCUGCUGAACGAGGCUGUGGACACUCACCUGUCCACUCUGCAGGGCUUGCCUUUGGGCGUGGACUACUUUGAGAAGCUCAACCCUGAUUUCCUCCUGGACAUUGUCAAAGAGUAUCUUGCACUGUGUCCUGCUAAGCCCCCUGCCCUCGGCCAGCCCCCCUGUCCUCAGCUGCAGCGCUGUGCCACUCUCCUGGACACUGUAGUGAAGAUCGUGCCUGGGCUGCUCCAGGGACUCUACCUCAUGGCCAAAGUCAAAUAUCAAUCUGGAGACUUUGAGGCGGCUCAGAGCAGCCUGAGCCUCUGUUUGCAGCAGUGCCCGUCCUUCGCUGAUGCUCAUUUGCUGAUGGCUCAAAUUCACCUGGUGCAGGGGAACUCCACCUUGUCUUCACAAUCUCUGGAACUCUGUUUAAGCCACAACUUUGAGAUCAGAGAAAACCCUCUGUUCCACCUGAUCAGGGCUCAAGCGCAGAAGAAGAUGGGUGAGCUGACCGAGGCUAUCCAGACCUUACAGAUGGCCAUGAGUCUUCCAGGGGUGCGGAGAAUGGGCUCCUCCUCCAAAUCCAGGAGCAAGAAGAGUGAUCUGAGCACCGCUGACUGUGUCUCCGUGUUCCUGGAGUUAGCCGAGGCACUGUGGCUAAAUGGUGAACAGCACGAAGCAGCUAAAGUGAUGCAGGAUGCGAUCAUUUCCUUCUCGGGGACCCCAGAAGAGCUGCGUGUGACUAUAGCCAACGCAGACCUGGCCCUGAUGAGAGGAGACACGGAGCUGGCCCUGAGCAUGCUGCGAAACAUCACCCCAGAACAGCCCUACUACAUCCAGGCCAAGGAGAAGAUGGCUGACAUCUAUCUGAACCACAGGAGGGAGAAGAGGCUCUACGCUAGCUGCUACAGGGAACUUGUGGAUAAGCUGCCCAGCCCCCACACAUAUCUCCUACUGGGUGAUGCCUACAUGAACAUUCAAGAACCAGAAAAGGCCAUCGAGAUCUACGAACAAGCUCUGAGGAGAAACCCCAAAGAUGGAGCUCUGGCCAGUAAAAUCGGCAAGGCUUUGGUCAAGACCCACAACUAUCUGAAGGCUAUAAACUAUUAUGAGGCUGCCCUGAAGAGCGGCCAGCAGAACUUUCUCCGCUACGACCUGGCUGAGCUGCUGAUGAAGAUGAAGCAGUACGAGCGCUGUGAGAAGGUGGUGCAGGAGGCUCUGGAUCAUGAACCAGUGAAUGAUCUCGCCGGACUUUCAGACGACUGCCGCUACCUCGUCCUUUUGGCCAAGAUUAAAAAUAAAGUGGGAAAGAAUGAAGACGCUUUGCUUUCACUGCAGAAGGCUCGUGACGUCCAGGCCAAAGUGCUGAAGCGCGUUCAGAUGGAGCAGCCAGACGCCAUCCCGGUGCAGAAACAGCUCGCCGCCGAGAUCUGCUCCGAGAUCGCCAAGUACUACAGCAGCCAGCGGGGCUACGAGCGCGCAGUCAAGUUCUACAAAGAGGCGCUUGUGUAUUGUGAGACCGAUCGCAAGGUGAUGCUGGAGCUGGCUCGCUUGUACCUGACCCUGGACGAGGUGGAGGCGUGUCAGGAGCAGUGCAGUGUGAUUUUGAUGAACGACCAGUUCAAUGAAGACGCAACCCUGAUGAUGGCCAACCUCAUGUUCAGGAAGCAGGACUAUGAGAAGGCCGUGUUUCAUUAUAGGCAACUUUUGGAGCGUAAGCCCGAUAACUACCUGGCUCUGUUCCACUUGGUAGACCUGUUGAGGCGAGCUGGUAAACUGGAGGAGAUCCCCCGAUUUCUGGAGCUGGCUGAAAAACACUCCCCAAGGACCAAGCUGGACCCGGGCUUCAACUACUGCAAAGGCCUGUACCUGUGGUACACGGGCGAGUCUAAUGACGCUCUGAGGCACUUCAAUAAGGCGCGCAAGGACAGCGACUGGGGCCGGAACGCAGCCUACAACAUGAUCGAGAUCUGCCUCAACCCUGACAACGACACCAUGGGGGGAGAGGUGUUCGAGAACCUGGAUGGAGAAAUGGGUAACUCCACAGAGAAGCAGGAGUCGGAGCAGCUGGCGGUGCGGACGGCGGAGAAGCUGCUGAAGGAGCUGAAGCCUCAGACUGCGGGAGGACAGCUGCAGCUCCGCAUCCUGGAGAACUACUGUCUGUUAGCCACCAAACAGAAGGCCAGCGUGGAGAAGGCCCUCAACGUGUUUACAGAGAUCGCAAACAAUGAGAAAGACCAUGUGCCCGCUCUGCUCGCCAUGGCAACAGCGUACAUGAUGCUCAAACAGACGCCGCGAGCCAGGACUCAGCUCAAACGAAUCUCCAAGAUGAGCUGGAACAUGGAGGAUGCAGACGAGUUUGAGAAGAGCUGGCUCCUUUUGGCCGAUAUCUACAUCCACUCUGGGAAAUACGACAUGGCCACAGAGCUGCUCAAGAGAUGCCUGAACCACAACAAGUCUUGCUGUAAGGCCUAUGAAUAUCUGGGCUACAUCAUGGAAAAGGAGCAGUCGUUUUGCGAUGCCGCGCUUAACUAUGAACAUGCGUGGAAAUAUGGAAAUUGCACUAAUCCAACUAUUGGAUACAAGCUGGCUUUCAAUUACCUGAAAGCAAAGAGACACGUUGAUGCAAUAGAUGUGUGUCAUAAGGUUCUGGCUGCUCACCCAAAUUACCCAAGAAUAAGGAAGGACAUUUUGGACAAAGCCAGAACUGCCCUCAGGCCUUAAGAGUGGGAAGUGAAAGGACGAGUCUGCUCCAAUACAAAUGUGUUCAAGACAAAAUAAUGUUAUGUAUAUAUAUUUUUUGUUUUGUUUGAUUUUGUGAGGCAACUCAAUCCUUUUUGUGCAUCUUUUUCAUCCAGUUUGAUCAAUACUAUUAUAGACCUAUUUUUAUUUCUAUACGUUUUAUACUGUAUGUAGCUUGAGUGCUUAUAUUUAUUUAUGUACAACUCAAAACAAAACAAUAAA
This is a messenger RNA of Boleophthalmus pectinirostris (great blue-spotted mudskipper), 4158 nucleotides long. RefSeq names its product tetratricopeptide repeat domain 21B (gene ttc21b). Gene Ontology annotation, cellular component: intraciliary transport particle A. The record is from RefSeq and is a predicted model, not a curated record. Bases 112 to 3918 code for a protein of 1268 amino acids. Lineage: Eukaryota; Metazoa; Chordata; Actinopteri; Gobiiformes; Gobiidae. The transcript is spliced from 28 exons. Gene Ontology annotation, biological process: intraciliary retrograde transport; protein localization to cilium. Gene Ontology annotation, molecular function: protein binding.